AUGACGACUUCCCCGUGGCGUCUGCCGCCCCUCCUGCCUCUGGCUUGCUUCGCUUCCUCUCCGCUCCUUCACUCCGUUUCAACCGAAGCUCGUCCGCAGUCGCCCUCCGCAGAACGCGUCUCGCCUCCCUCUCCCCCCGGGCCCGCUUCGGUUUGCCCCUCUGCCGCCCCCGACUUCUCUUUCGCCCGGCGCGCGGCUGGCUGCCUCCAUCCUUCGCCCCGCGCCUCUCUAGAGGCUGGCGGACGCGCGCAGCUCGCUGCGCCGCGCUGCUGCACCACACAACCCGAGGGACGCGCCGCCGCCCGCCCGACAGCUUUUUUUUCUCGCUCCGCGGCGCAGCGCCGCAGCGAGCAUGGCGCUGCUUCGCUGCGCGGUGCGCUGGAGCCUCGCUCUGUCUCUCCCUGGGCCACGCUUUUCCUCGUUCCUCCGCACUGCGGCGCCGGCGAGGCCGGGGGUUUGACGGCCGAGGGGCGUGGACGCGGGCGGAGCCAGAGGGGCGCAGAGGCCCGCGCGCCGGAACCAGCUGAGAGCGCGCCGCGCUCUGGUCGGCGAGGGCGAGAGAACGCGGCCUGGGGCCAGUUGACAAGGAGUGGAGGAGGAGGAGGCGCCGCGCUCUCGCCUGUCUCCCUCGUUCCCCCCCGCCCGCUGGGCGCCCUGCCGCGUUCUCCUUCGCCUUCGUCGGCAACGCGCCCGUCGUCGACUGGCUCUCCGUCGCCUUCCCCCUUCGCUCCUCGCUCUGGUAGUCCCGCUUCUCUGCUUUCCUUCUCUCCGCGGCCUGGCUCCCCCCCCCUUCCGGGCUGGCUCCCCUCGCGUGCGGUCGCCGCGCCUGCGGCUUGCGCCGGCGUUCCCUCUGCUUCGUCCGCCGACGUGCCUGCGUCUGUCGCCUCGCCUUCGCUCUCUGCGUGUCCCUCCCCCUUGCACCCGCGAUCUCCCUCAGCUGGCGGCGCGCGGGGGGCGUCGGCGGCGGACGUGGCGGCGCUCGCCGCCCACGCAGCGCCGUCGGCGCGUCUGCUGGCGCGGCUAUGGGCGGCGGCGGAGGGGAGGGGCCCUGACGCGCCGCCGCGGCUGGGGAGUGCGUCGGGGCGAGCCGAGCCGAAGGCCGAGGGGGCUGGCGUCUCCGCUGCGAGGCUGCGACUCAAAGAGCGCGAGCGGGGCGGCAGUGCCCAGCGGGCAGACGCCGCGGCUCUGCUCCUCUGCACGCUGUUGGCUGACGGCGACGGCAAGUCCUGGGCGCCUGCGGCUCUUGCGGCGUGCCCCUCUGUCUCCGCAUUUGAUGUCGUCUUGUCUCAGCUCGUGAAGGACCUGCCAGAGGGGCCUGCCAGCGAGCCGCCUGCCGACUCCUCGUGGACUCGCCGCAUCACCGCACUCUUCUCGUCUGCCCCCUCCUCGCUCGCGUCUCCGCCGACGGCGGCCCCCGGUGACCUCUCGCGCGCCACUGCCGCACAGGCAAUCGGCUUUCUGUCUCGAAUGCUGCUGCAGCCGCUCGACGCGACCCUGCUCUCCGCGCGCCUCCCGCCUUCGCUCUCGCGCCUCCUCAACCAAGUCGACGACCCCUGCCCAUGCACAGGCGAGGCUCUGUUCCUCGCCCGGCCGCAGCCCGCCUCGCCUUCUUCCUCUCGCCCCGCGGCGCGCCAGGGGCCCGCGGGGGCCGACGACUGGGGCGACGACUGGGAGGCGUGGCGCGACGCGGAGAGUGUCGCGCUGCGCGUGGUUUUCUCCAACUGGCUGCAUGCGCUCGUCACGAAGGCCACGCGCCACGCGGACAAGGACGAACGAACCGAGUUCGCUCUCUUCCACACAGAGCCUGAGGAAAUGCCUUUCUUCUCGUUUCACCUUGAGGAAGACGACGCAGACCUCCCUGUCCUCGCCUCGUGGCUGGGACCUCACCAUCCUCCUCUGGCCUCUGCGGCUUCCUCUCCCGACGCUGACCUCGAAAGCGCCUCGCUCCAGCGCCACGCGGUCACGGAGCUGCGGCAGCUCCUCGCGCUGUCGUUCCUCCGCUACGCGCUGCUUGCGCUUCCUCUCUUUCCAUCUUCGGCAACUUCGGCCUCUGCGGCGGCCGCACGCGCCGCGCCUGCGUCGCGGGCGCCGCCUUUUCCUUCCGCGUUCCCGUUCGGCGAGCGCGCGGCAGAGAUGCGGCGUCGCGGCGUGGAGGAGGUGGCGCAGAGACUCGUGCUGCUUCUCUUCGGCGCGGCGCCUGAUGUCCUUCGGUGGUCUGUGCCUUGCCAGCGCCUGUGGCUGGACACGCUUCGCCUCGCGUGCCUCCAGGGGCGACUUCGCUCGUGCUUUUCUCUAGAAGGCGAGGGGGACGUGCCUGGCGCGCGUUUGGCUCGCUCGCAGCCUGGCUGGAUGCGCCCCUGGGGAGGCGUGUUUCGCGCGCGGCCUGACUCUCCGCACGCGGCUCUCCAUCACCACGCCCUCGCGCGUUCUCCCUGGGCCUCGGGCGCUUUGCGCGGGGGCGGCGUGCCCGCGGGCCAGACGCCCGCAGGGGCUUUUCUACGCGCGUUCGCGUCGUCUUCUGCAGCGCCGGCGCCGCUCAGCGACUCGCUCCUGCUCACGGCGCAAGCUUUGCUGCUCUCCUCGCCCGUGGCAGCGGGGAGCUGCCUCGUCGCUCUCGUGGGGACGCUGCGCGACAGCAUGAGAGAUGCCUCCGAGCGCCGGGAUGCCGCCCUCGCCCGCCGCACGAGCCCGCCCUCGCGGUCUGUCUCCUCCUUCUUCUCUGCGCUCCUCCGAAGGCCCGACGCAGCUUCCCAGCCCCCGCCUGGCGCGAGCGCCCCUUCAGCGGCUGCUUCUGCUGUCCUGCCGGCCGUCGACCCCCUCGCGGUCCCUCUGCUCCCCUCCGCGUUUCUCUUCUUCGCGGGCAGCGCGCUCGACGCGCUCACCGCCGCAGGGCGACGCCGCCGCAGGCCUACCAGCGGAGGCAGGAGGGGCGGAGGGGGCAGCGCGCCCGCGGAGAACGCCCCCUCUGAGCCGCAGGCGGGCGCCCUGCGCUCGCUGCUUCUCGCGCUGCGUCUGCCGGCGUUCGCCGCGGCGGAGCCCUCUGGCACGGAAGGCGGCGCGAGCAACGCGAAGCGCGAGGCGGCGCGGCGGCCUGCGUGGGCGAGCGCACGCGGCGCCGCGCCCUGUCAGCUCUUGCCGUUCGUUCUCGCGGCGAAAUCGACGCACCCAAACGACACGCCUCCUCUGCAGAUCGCAGCGCCCGCCGCGGGAAAGCAAGGCGCCCUCUUGACGCACGAGUCAGACGCCCGCGUCGCCCAGGCGCCCUCGGCGUGCGCAAUCGACCUUGCGUCCCUGUUUGCAGCUUUCCUCUGCGCGAUCGUGGGCAGCGCGCCCUACCUGACCAGCGCUGUUCACGCGCAACUGCUGGACGCGUCGCCGGUCCCCGCCUCUCGCUGCGACGGCGACGCGGUGGCGCAGCCGGCGCUUCCCUGCGCGAGUGCGCGCUCGCUGCCGGCAACCGUCGCCUCUCGCGACACGCUGGCGAGCCAAGUCUCGGCUGCCCUCGCGCGCGCGCCGCCGGACUCGCUGCCAUUCCUGCUUCGCGGCGCGAGCGGAGAGGGCAGCGACGGCCAAGCAGACAUCGGGCGAGCCUUCAUUCGCUUCGCGCUGCGCGUGGGGGACUUGAGGCACCUAGAGGUGCUCAGAAAGGACGACGAACACGUGGCGCAGCCACCAGCGGCGCGGACCCAGGCGUCUCCUGCGCCAGCCUUGCCCUGCGCGGAAACCUGGUGCAGCAGCGGAAGUAAAGCCGCGCCGCGUUUUGAGGAGAAGCACGCGCCAGUUGACCGCGAGGCGCGCGAACGCGACGCAGACUGGGCGAAACCGAUUCGCCACGCCGUCCGCCUGUGGAUGGCUCCGCAAAGCCUCGCGUCUCGUCAUUUCACGGCUUGGAUCGAGGAGAUGCUUUCGGGAGCUCUCCAGGGCAUGCAGCUGUUGCUCCUGGAGGACUUUAUUGAAUGGCCCGCGCGGCAGGCUGCAGACGCCUUUUUCGACUGGGACAUGGACUCGAUCCUUGCGCAGACGAUCGCGCUUCUGCAGCCGCCUCCGCCGCCGGCUGCAGGCUUUGCGGGGCCGCCGCUCGCGGCUGUGGCGAAGUCUGCGACUGCUCCCCUGCGGGACCCCCCCUCCCCCGCGGCGGCUUCCUCCGCGAUGCGUGGCACGUCUGGUCAGGCGCGUCCAGCGCGCGCUCCCGUCUCCUUUUUCUCGCUCUCGCCUCCUCCCUCGCCCUCGUCGCCCGCAGGGUCGCCCGUCUCGCUGUUCCUCUUCUCGAAGGAAACCAAGGCGGAUGGGUCGCCGCCGCACGCGGUCGUGCGUGAGGAAAAGGAAAUUCUGAAACGCUGCCUGAUCGCCCGGCGAACGCGCGACGCGCCGGCGCGGGAAGAGGGCGAAGGCGCGCGGACCCCCGCGCCCGCUUUGCUGUCUGCAGAAGGCGCCGCGCGCGCCGCCGCAGUCCAAGAAGGACGCGGCGGCUCGCGGCUGGCGCUGCAUCCCGCGGAAGAUCGACGUCCGGAGGCGCUUGCACAUGAAAGCGACACCCCGCCUUCUUCGCCGCCCGCCGCAGGAGACACGCCUGUCGCCGCCGGCCUUCUCCCUGCGCUGCCGCCGAAUACGGCUCCUUCUUCGGGCUCGUUGGCCUUGUCCCCCUCUACGGAGUCUUCGGGGUUCCCUGCGGCGUCUGUGUUGCGCCUGGAGAGCGAGGCGACGCGGCCGCUGGCGCGUGAGGCGCGCGACGCCUUGUUCGUGCUCCUUCGCGACGACGAGGAGAGAAAGCACGCGCUGCACCAGCUCGCGCUGCUUUCGUGCUGCCCCCUGUCCUUUCCGCACCGCCAGCUCUGGCGUGCCGGCGCGUACGAUGUCCUUCUGCUUCUCACAGCGAAAACUCUCGACUUCCUGCUGCGCGACCCCCGCGCGCUCGAGCUGUACGUACACCCCAAGGCGCCGCGCAGAGAGGCGCGAGAACGGGUCGCAGAGGAAACCCGAAAGGAAGGCGAGGCGGUCAUUACCCCUUCGCGGGCUGAGGCGGAGGUCCAGGCGGCUUCCGGCACCGGGCCUGCAGAGACGCUUACGCCGCAGAGCACGUCUUCCUUCUCUGCUUUCCCUCCGGCGCCUCUGUCGUCGUGGCUCUCUUGCGGUGCGAAUCACGUAGAGAUCAGAUGCAGGGGACCCAGCGACCCGCCACAGAGACGCGAAGAUCCAGUGCCCCGCGAAAGCGAGCUCUCGCUACAGCAUCCCGAGGAACCUGACGACAAGAAGGGUGCUGUGCCCUUCUCGCUGCCCCGGCCAUCGCAGCUGCCCUUUCUUUCCUCCGGAGAGGCGAAGGACAGAAACGCGAACGACGGCGAGACGACGGAGAAGAAGGGUGGUGCCCGAGGGCCCCCCGCGACGACGGCACCGCAGCCCGCGGUGCUCGCCGAGAAGGCGAGGAAGGUGGGCGAUGACAAGAAGAAGAACACGACGCCAGAAGAGAAGGCCUUCCUGCGAGACAUCGAGAAAACGCGCGAAGAAAGACUUGAACUCUGGAGAGAGCUUCACUGGAUGGUGCGGACGAUUGCGAAUAGUGCAGCAGCCGCCGAUUCGCCGCUCGUGGCCUCGCUUAGGACGCGAACUGCCUGGGAGCAGUUGCUGCUGCAAAUCGUCCACGAGGUGUACGUACACCCGGCUCUGCUGUCUCCUGUCUUCCGCGAAGAACGCCAGAAGAUCCCUGCCCUCUCGCUUCGCUUGUCCUCCCCGAGUCUCGUUUACUUCGAAGCCGUCAGAGCGUUGCACAACCUCAAGUCUUCGCCUUGCUCUUCUUCGUCUUCCUCCCUUCCACUCGCGCGACGCGUCUACCUCAGCUGCGUGUACCCAUUUUCUCUCCCGGGGGAGUCGCACACAGUUUUGGAUCCGCUUCUUCUCCUUCCUCCGCCCCACGUGUCGGUUUUUCUUUCUCGGGCGUCCGCAUCCGGCGCGCCGCUGUCCUCUGCGCUCCGGCACUCGUCGCUGGCGUCCACCUCGCCGCCGCCGUCUUCUGUUUUCUCUCUCCCCCCCGCGUGGCUGCCCCUGAGCGACACAUCCCCGUUCUGCGCCUUGACGGCCUUUCCCGACGCGCUCGUUCUGCCCCACUCGCCUGCCUCGCAUCUACCGCGCCGGCAGCUUCGUCAGCUCCUCUUGCAUGCGAACGCCCCGCGAGGGCCCCCCGAAGCCCGCAGGGAGACUCCUGAGGCGCUGUCGCCCUCGGCCGCCCCCUCUUCCGGGUCGCAGGCGCGCGCGUGUGAAUGCUCCGCCGAGUGUCCGCGCUGCUUCUACUUCUGCGCCGCCCAUCAUCUCGACGACGCGUCGCGCGAGCCGCCUCUCGCUGCGCCGCCCGACGGAGGCGCCGGGGAAGGAGACAGGCAAGGCCCGCAGGCGAGGUGGGGCUGGAGGCGAGAAGGAGUUGAAGUCGAAGCCCCUUCCCCCUCCGCAGGGACUCGAAGCGACCGCGGGGAGGAGGUCGAUGAGUGCAGCAGCUUUCCUCGAAAGGGAGAGUUGAAGGCGAAGAGUGGAGAGGCACGUGGGAGUUGGGCCUCGCGCGAGCGAGACCCUCAACACGACACGAAAGCGCCCUUCGUCGUCUUCCUCCACGGACUGCGAGGCAGCGCGUGGAGGACGUGGCGGUGCAGCCGGUGCCACGACGACGUUCGCCUGCGUCCCGAAGACGCGUGGAAGCUCGACGCGCCGAGGGGCGAUGCCCAGUCUCUCUCCCCCUCGCAGGCCGCCGCGCCUCCGCUGCUCCUUCCGGUCUCCGCUUCGUCCUCCUCUCGGACGCUCUUUUCUCCGAGCGACAGCGCGGGCGACGGCAGAAACAGGCCAGGCGCGAUGCUGAGACGGUCGCGCGAGACAGGGCGCGCGGCGGAAGAGGCAGAAGAGAGGAGAGACCCUGCGGAAGCGGCGCCUUCCGCAGAGCUCUGCGCCUGCCAGGUCUGCGGGGCGACCGAGGCAGAGGCCUGCGUCGAGGAGAGAGACAUUCAGGCCUUCAACUCGUACUUUUACCUCUGGCCGCGCUCGCUAUUUGCCAGGCUUUACCCCCGGUGCCAAGUUCUGGCGAUCGACUACCAGGCUCCUCUGUUUCGGGAGCAGCCGCCGUUCUACCGCCAUCCGGCGAACCGCGGCGACUCCGCCGCUGCAGCGCCGGUGCGCAGCGACCUCGCGGACGAUUUAUCAAGUGUCGCCUUGCCCCUGCUUCCAGGCGAAGCGCCCGACACCGACCUGCAGACGGACGCCCCAAGAGACUCCUCCUCACCGCCUCCUCUCGCUCCUCUUCCCACUCCGUCUUCUCCUUCUUCUUCCGCGGCGCCUUCUUCUCCUUCUCUUUCUUCUUCGGCUUCUGUUGUUGCAGUUCGUCCGCUGAGCACGCGUCUGUUGGAGUGCGCAGGGCCCUCGGGUGUGACUCUGGAGCAGCUGGGGCGGAGUGCGCAGGAGCAGCUCCGCGCGGCGGGCGUCGGCGUGGAGGAGCGCCCGAUUGUCUUCGUGGCGCACUCGAUGGGAGGCCUGAUCGCCGAGUAUCUUCUUCUGCACGACCCUGACAUCCGCAGACACACGCGCGCGGUGCUCUUCUUCGCCGCGCCUCUCGAAGGCUCGCCGCUGGCUGAGGGCGAGGGUGCACGCGUGCUCAGGAGUCUCUUGCCGCAGUAUGUCCUCCAACUCUCGCCGGCGGACACCUCGCGGCAGACGCUCGCGGGCGCCUUCCGCGCCCUUCUCCAGUCUCCCCAAGGCCAGCGCAUUCGCGUCGCCGCGCUCGGCGAAAUGCAAGUCACGCCGCUGCCCUACAUCGGCGGGAGCACGUUGAUCGUGCCUCCGUGGUCAGCGAUGCCGGAGUGGCUGCCGGCCUCGCCGCGGGUUUUGGUGGACGUUGAUCACACGCAGGUGUGCAAACCUGCGACGCCGGGGGACGUGCGGUUUCGGGUGCUGGCGCAACUUCUCGACCAAACUGCGGCUGCCGCGCGCUCUGAGGCGAACGCCGCAGCGCCGAAGGAGCCGCGAGAGAGCGACGCCCGCGGCGGCGCGGAGAGCGAGAAGCGAUAG
Besnoitia besnoiti is the source of this 8040-nucleotide messenger RNA. RefSeq lists its product as uncharacterized. The record is from RefSeq and is a predicted model, not a curated record. Lineage: Eukaryota; Apicomplexa; Conoidasida; Eucoccidiorida; Sarcocystidae. The coding region runs from base 1 to 8040 and encodes 2679 amino acids. The transcript is spliced from 8 exons.